GACCUUCCGUGCGUGUCGUGCCCUUCGGAAAUUCGCCAGCCGCCGAGAUAUCGGCGAUUUCGUUGUGUCUUGCAUUUUCUCUUAGGAAGCAUUGCUGGAAGUCGUGUCACCGUGGAAUUCCCUCCAUUUUCUGCGAAUAUUCCGACUGUGUGAGAAGUUUUGCAUGACAGUUGUGUGUUUUUCGGCGGUGAAGUGACGUACAGUGCCGUCGCUAAACCGUGUAAAUAAUAAUUGUAGGGGUGAAGCCAGCGACGGGAAAAGCCAAACCUCCCCGUUUAAUGGCGAAGAGAUGCUGAUGUGCCACAUCGUGAGAGGGCUUGGGAUUUCGACAUUUUCUUGAAGUUUUAUGAGUGCAUAAUUGCACUCUAGUGUAUUAUGUUAAGAUAUAUGAUAAAUAAUUCGUUAUUUUAAGCAUAAAUUUGUGACUUCAUCACGAAAAUGUUGGUAUGAAGAAGGAACGUCUGGCAUAUGUACUUGCUUACUUGUUGCAAGGGUCAACAUUUUGAAAGUGUCACACUAGAAAGCAAUGGUGGACUGAUGGUGCAACAGUUACUAGAUUCACCAGGGCUAAUCCAGAAUACUGUUACUAUUUCCGGCACACCUUCGACAGCCACUUCUAACAGACCUACCUGUGGCCAGCUUACUUCGUCGAUUUCAAAUGCGUGUACCACUAUUAGUGAAAGCAUUCCAUUGGAUGACGAUGAUGUGUUCCAGUGUGGCAGAUGCAAACAAAAGUUUUCCUCUCUUGACCAUUUCAUGGUCCAUAAACGAGACCACUGUGCAGGAAAGAAUAGUGGCUUACGAGUUGUACAGACAACCUCAGCACCCCAACAGCCAACUGUUACCGCUAGUGCCACAAGCUUUGAAAGUGAAAACUCCUCUCUUGCCAAUCAAAUACAAGUGCAGGUUCAGCCUCAUCAGUCUACGCAGGUAUCUGCAGGAUACACAAGAAGAGAGCUCCAUUCUCCAGACAUUAUUGUUAGUGAAUCAGAGUUACUUCCAUUCACAAUUGAAGCUACUCAGGUAUUACCCCUAACUGGAAAUCUGCAAACUACUAACUUUUUGCCUGUGUCCAGUGGGACUAAAGUUUUAUCAUCAGCUGUGUCUCCACUUUUAACCACAACAGCAUCUAUCAGCUCUCCUUUGGAUGUAGUUGGGUCAAGUUUGUCUCCAAGUCAGACAUUAACAACAAUUGUUGGAGGAGUUGAGGAAACAAAUGAGGGGGAGGAGGGCGACAAUGGUACCAUUACUAAUCAUGUUGAAGUUACCUUGGAAGAAAAAGAUGAUGUUGCUUGUUAUAAUCAUGAAUUCUUCCAUGGUGGAAUGGCAAAAACUGCUACAAGUAAAAGUGACACUGUAAAAACAAAGCCGAAGCAUAAAUGCUCAUUUUGUGGGAAAGAGUUCAGCAAGAACUUCGAUCUCCAGCAACACAUUCGUUCACAUACUGGAGAGAAGCCUUUCCAGUGCAUUGUGUGUGGCCGUGCUUUUACCCAGAAAAGUAAUGUGAAGAAGCACAUGACAACACAUCGUGUGUGGCCAUUUGGUUCAUUAAGUGACACGUUACCUAAAGAUCCCAUCAAGAAGCUUUUAUUGUCACCAUCUGUUUCAUCUGUUGAUGUUGUGCCACAAAUGGAUCUUCUUGGAAAUGUGGUCAUAAAAGAAGAGGUCUUGGUGGAUGAUUCUUACGUUUGCCAGUUUUGCGGAUAUUCUCUCAGCAGCUACGUAGAACUACGUACACACAUGAAAAUCCAUGCUAAUCAAAAGGUAUACCGCUGCAUCCAGAAAAAUUGUGACCUGGCAUUUGAGGACCUUGAUUCGUAUCUUGACCACAUACGCACACAUGACAAAGAUCUUCAGUAUCGAUGUCAUACGUGCUCCAAAGUUUUCUCCUCUCUCAACACUCUUGGUUACCAUCAGUAUGAACAUUCAGUGUAUCCUCAACCAAAAAAGCCUGUGGGCACAUCCUUCAGCAGAUGUCCAAAGUGUAUGAACAAGUAUGCCAGUAAUGAAGCUCUUGAACAUCACCUGAGAACUUCAUCACAUCAUUAUCCUUGUAAAUUAUGUGGCAAAGUGUUCAUGUCAGAGCGGCUGCUGAGACGCCAUCUUAGAGUUCAUGGGACAGUUAACCUUUACACCUGCUCAAUAUGUACAAAGGAAUUCAAGUCAGAAUAUUCCCUGAAAUUGCACCAGCUGAUUCAUACCGGAGAGAAGCCGUUUGAAUGCCAAGUAUGUAAGACUGCAUUUAAUCGCAAAGAUAAGCUGAAGCGUCAUAUGCUCACUCAUGAAACUAAGAAGUUCAAGUGCCCCUUUAAGUCAACUAUUGGGUGCAUGAGAGAGUUCAGUAGACCAGAUAAAUUGAGAGUUCACAUGAUUACUCAUGUUGGAGGCCGUUCCCGAUCUCGACGUAAAAGGGGCAGAGGAAGAACAAAUAAUGUUGGUCGAAGGGAUCAGACCAUUAAGCCAGAGGCGAGGGAGACAGAGGAAAAUAAGUGUUCAGUUUGUAACUUACCUCAUUCUGGAGAUGAUCAUAAGUGUCUGGUUGUAGAAAGUAAAGAUGCUCAGUUAACAGCAGUUGAAGAAACAGGAGAAUCUAGCAUCCUUGCCACACAUGUAUCUCGAGCUCGGCCAAUACGCCAGGCUGUAGCACGAAGGGCCAAGGACCAAACAAGAUACGGCAGCAGAGGUGCUGGACGAAAAAAGAGGGGAGGAGUUUCAAAUCAGAUACCUCCCCCUCCUCCUCCAGUCCCUCCUACUUCUCAGCCCCAAGAAGAAGAAGAGCAAGCAAAAGUUGAUAACCAGAACUUGGAAUCUCAAGAUGCCAUACCACAGGAAGAAGAAACCAUCAUACCUGUACAUUCAGUUGAAGGAGUAAAUGAAAUUGGAAACAAAGGAAACACAAAGAAUGUAGAAAUUAUAUAUAUACCCUUUUCACUGCCGCUUACACGCCCAAUUCAGGCCGAGCUUAUACGAGCUAUGUCAAGUGAAGAAGAGUGUCAUGUUACAAGUGAGAUUCUAGAAGGAGGCCCAACAAUUACCCUUGAUGGUACGACCUCGUCUCUCUUGGUAGGGAAUAAUUCGGUGGUGCCCUUGGUGAGUCCUACCUCAGUUCAUGCAGUAGAUACAAUCCAAACAGACCCCUUGCAAAAAGAAUCCCAGGAAUUACAGGCUAUAUACAGUCCAUCAGCACAACAAAUAAGUGCUGGAAGUUCAGCUCACAUAGUAGAAACCUCCUUAACUGGCACUCAUAUACAGACUAUGCAGUUAGACCAUGAAGAUGGUAUGGAAGAAUCUCAGUUAGCUCACACUCACAUUUCUCACCUCACCACUUGUAUAUUGCCAGAUCAAACAUAAUUGCCAAUUUUGAAUAAACUUUUAUGAAAAAGCUGACAUGCUAUACUGUACAGCUCCCCAAAAGCUUCAUGUUGUUGAGUGAUAUUUUUUAUUGUGCAAUUGAAUUGUAAUGAGGAAUAAUACUUAAGCUGUUGGUGGAACAACAGAGCAUAUUAUUUUUUUAUGUGGGUGUCACAAACAUAGGUUUGUAUUAACUGUUUCUGCGUAAAGAAUUUUUACUUUUAUGUUUAGAGGAAAACAUUAACACCAGAAGGCUGAACUGAAGUAAUCACAGGAGAUUUUUAAAACAACCUCUUUUUGUCUUUUGUCUAUGGUGUCUUCUUUAUAAUUAUAUUCAGGUCUCUUACUGUUGACUGCCAGUUUUUUUAUUUCAACAUCAUUUGCAGUUACCUGUUAGCAAAUUUCAGCAGAAUUUUCAUGGAUUUUCGAAUUCUAUAAUUCCAAGACACGUAGUUGUGGGUAUAACCACAUACAGUCUAGUAUUAAAGCUCUGCAAAGAUUUUAUUUCAGAUUUGCCUUUCAAGGAUAUCAUGUUACAAAGUUUUUUUUAGUAGAUUUAUGAUGUCUUUGUGUUUUGGAAAUGAAUAGGAUGUUUUUCUAUAUGUAAUUAGGAUAGCUUGAGUGUUUUUAUCAAAUUAUUAUAAAGUUUCUGGUUGUACUGGUUUGCUAUUAUGCAUAUUGAUUGAAUAUCACAAUGUUAAAAGAAAGGUGUCGCAUGUAAUUCAGUAGCAUAUCAGAAUUCGUUUCUCAGACUGUUUUUGAGAGAUGUUAUAUUGAAAGAGUACUUCCUGAAAUUACAGUGCCUCUUCAUAAUUCAUAUGUGUUAUGAUAUUCUUCACCAUCUUGAUAACCUUUACAAAAUUUCCAUCCCCCUUAGGUAUGAUAAUCGAGGCUCAUUUCUGUUACUGGCAUUAUACAUUUGCCUCCUCAUCACCAGUUUGUUCCUCACAUCACAAACUGUGACUCUUGGAGAGUUUCCUCUUAGAUAACUGUGUAAUAGCGUCGUUCUCCUUCAUAUUGUGGCACGUGAUGUUGGUGCUUUAUAGAUUGGUUUAUUGGUCAGUCCUAUUGGCCUCGCAACUCCAUAGGUCAUAGGCAGUGCAAGAACCUAUUUGGUAAAAAAAAGUCAAAGUGUACACACAUUUCCAUGCUUCCAUAUCAGCUAUGUAAAAUGACUCCUAAAUUAACAUUCAUAAUGACCAUACAUAUCUAUGAACAAAUCCAUUUAUAAGCAAAAAUAUGGAAACCUUUUGACAUCUUAGUAUUAUUAAAUUACUGUACUAAGGAAUCAUAUUUAUCAAGAGGACAAGAUUCUCCUUUAAACAAAAGUAACACUAAAUUUGAAAUCAGCUUCCGCUUUUAAUUAUCUUGGAUAGGGAUAAAUGCAGAAAAGAAAAAUAAAUAAAUGUGUAUGAUAUGAAUCAAAUAAUAAAAGACAUACGGUAGCAGAGUAGGAGGAGAAUGGAAAAACACAAAGUUUAAACACUCCAUUUGAACAAACAUCAGGCUUACAAAAGACAAUCCAGUAGACAAGUUACUAUGAAAACACAGGAACCAGGACUUGAGACCUAGUGGUAAGCUCACUUUCACUGCCUCGCAAUGUCACAGCUGAUUAUGACUUUGGUAAAAUAUGUUAUUUAUAGUGCAACCUUAUUGAGUUACAAUAUGGAACAACAUAAUUACAGUCUAAACCAACAUUAUCGAAUACCAUAUUCUUUAAUCUGAUGUAGAUCAGUACCUUACAGAAUCUUCUAGUUUAUACACUUCAUAUUCACAUGGUGAAGUAUCUAAAGGAAAUGUCCGAGCUGUACGUAAAAUAACUUGCCCAUUAUUAGGACAAAAUGUUAUUUUCUGUUUGAAAUGAAAUUUAUCAAUUGCAAUUGCUCUACUUUGGCAAAAUUUAUUAAUUUAAAUAAUUCUACUAAAGAAGAAAACGUUUUUGAAAGUGGAUUUGUCUACUGACCAAAAGCUGUUUGUUAGUUAUAAAAUUGUAUCCUUGCCCCUGUUUUACUUUAACAAAUUUAUAUUGGUCUUAAUUUCUGUUUCCAAGUAGUGAUCAAAUAUCCCUCCAACCACUCUUCUCCUCAUUAUUACAUCGAGCAACUUGCUUUUACAUCUACUCUGUAGUAAUGCAUGACCAGAGGAACUCUUUUUCUCAUCAUUUUAUCUUGAGAAUGCUAAUAAAUAUUGUACAUUUGAAACCAUGUAUGUAUAGGUAUUACCAACAAGUGUAUAUAUAUGUGUUUAUUGUUACCAUUCUAUUUUUUAAAAUGUAAUUACAGUUCAUUGUUUCCAAAUAUAAUCUAAAUAUUAAUGUCUAAUCCUUUGUGCCAAAUAUAAGAAAAGAACUGGUUUUGAUAAAUUCUGAUAACAACAGGAAUAGUAUUAAGGAUAAUUUGCUUUCCAACAAGUGCAAUACUUUUAUUAACGUUUAUCACUUUCCAUGCUUAAAAUGCCGUGUAUAGUAUUACAUGUAUAGUAAUUUAGGUGAUGAUGAUCUCUGUAUUCGUGAAAAAGGAUUUUAUACUUGAAAAGAUUCUUUAAUUUUAUAUUUUAUGUGUUCAUUUUCUGUACAUAGUUUUGAGAUUUUCUCAUGUCCGUUUGAGUGUUGUGCAAUGGUUUUGUAUCCUACGUGAACUGCACAAGAGUUAAUGCAAAACUUAUUUGUUAGGUAGUUUGCAUUCUUCAUUGUUCUUUAUUCUUGUGUUGGAAGAUGACUAAAUUUGCAAGUCUUCAUACAUUUUUUUACAGUGCAAUAUAGUUCAACCCAGUGUCCUCUUAACACAGUGGACCAUCAAAGUUUGCGUAUUUAGCAAAUGGAAUUUGAGUUAAGUCCUCAAUGUAUUUAGUAGAAAUCCCAUAAAAUCUUUCAGAAUUGAAGUCUUCUUUAAGUAUGCAACAUGUUCUGUAUGAAAGUAAAUUUACUGUAUAAUUUAGAAAAUAUAUGGAACAAAAUGCAGUACAUACAGUACUUAAAGACAAUAUUAAAUAUACAGGAUCACUGAUUACUAUAUCUCAGAGUUCUACAUUUUGGGUGAUAAAGAUCCUUAGACAAAUUUUUUAUGAGAGUUAUCACUACACCAUUUAAUCCUUCAGAGAAAAUGAUCAGUUUUGGUAAUUCACAUGUUACCAAGAAAUGCAAUUUUUUUUUUCUAUGAAAAUACAUUGUCUUGUUUUUGUACUUUUUAUGUUUUUUUUUCCCAUUAUGUUAAAGCUUCUGUAGAGCCUUCAUAUACUUUAGUUAGUUAACUAUCUCAAUUCCCAAUAAAUGGUUUUAGGUUACUGAAGCAUCAUCUAAUGUUAUAUCUAGUGCAAUUAUAUAAACCCACUGUAGCACCAUUGUAAUGUAAGGAAAUCAACAAAAGUGGAUGUCAAGUAUCACUUUUUCAUGUGCCAGAGAGUACCUUGAACUCUCAAGUUGAAAAUGUAAGCAAUAUCAUGUAUGGGUACUAUUUGGAAUUGUGUACUGUUACUCUUGACAGAGUGUGAAGGUGACUUUCAUAUGUCAGAUUGUACUUAUUGUUAACUUGAAAUCUUUUUACCAUAAGUUGAAAAGAUUUCAAGUUAAUGAUAAGUGCUUUGUACAUCUUAUUAGCUUACUCUCCUUCCAUACCUUAUUUACCUUAUUAGCUGAUCUGUAUUUGUUAUACUGUUUGCCUGCUAUUGUUCCUUAUACCUGAUGAGUUUACCUUCGCUCUUCUUACCUAUUGUGAGUGUAGUAUCAUAACCAGUUAUUAAAAGUUAAAGAGUGAAUUUUCAUGAAUUAAUCAAUUCAGUCUUGAAGGUUUUCUUGAAUUCAUGGUCUCUAUCACUGUUAUUUUCAAGUAUCCACACCUGACCACUAAGUUCAUGCUCUUUAACAAAGUCUUGAAUAAAUUAACCCUGCAAAAUAAAUAAAAAGACAGGGAUGUGGUUGUACAGUACUGAGAACACAUCAAUACCACUUUUCCUAAGAUCAUUUUUAUCUCAUUACAUUUCCCUCAAAAUCAUAUCUUUCAUUUCACCUUCAACUAGUAUGCUUCCCUCCCCCAGUUUGGGAAAUGUAAUUGUACUUGCUGUAGCCCAAACAUUUGUGUUGUUCCUUAUAUACUACUAUGCUUUGUUCCUAUAUACUACUAUGCUUUGGCUUGCUUUAUUUCUGUUUUUGUUGGGGAUUCUUUGUACCCUUUCACUCUAAAGACCUUGAUAAUGGUUGGAUUGUCAAAAGACUUGGAUCUCGGCAAACUGUUAAAAUGGAAUAGCCUAUAGUACAAUCAUAAUACAUAACACUGUUUUACCUGGGUUAUCUCAAUAAAGUUUUAAUAACGAUAGAACGAAUUGCAAAGUAAUACAGACUCUCCUCUAUUUACGACGAGUUAUGUUCCAAACUGUUUUUCAUAUCUUGAUUUGUUCGUAAGUCCAACUUGAUAGUAUACGCAGUCUCAAUACAUACAAUAUUAUUGAUGUUUUUGCAUAUUAAAACACAAUGUACUGUUACUGCACUGUAUUUUAUAGUAUUUUAUUUAUAUGAAAGAUAUAUAAAACCUAACGAUAUUAAGUAAAUUGUAUAAUAAUAAUAUAUUACACUUUUUCUUACCUUUGAACAAAUUUUGAUUUACAAUCACGGUUGUUCUGGAAGUUCGUAACUUGAAAGCUCCCAAGUAGAGGAGCGUCUGUACAGUAGUCUUUCAGCCAAAAUGAAUAUAAGAGUAUUAUAGUAGUUUUGGUUCAUAAGUAACUGUUAGAAACCAGUAAACGAAAGAGAGAGAUUAAUAUUAUGACCCAUUUUCAAUAGAUUUCUUUCCACCUUAUUCUCACAUUUUCGUUGAAACCUCAUAUUCUUUGUAAGCUUGAAUUUCAUGUAAGUGGCCCCUCUGGGCUUGUUCCAUAUGAAUAGGGUUCAGCUUCUGAAUAUUAUUAUUAAUAAUAGAACUGCCAUUAUGAUUAUUUACCAUAACUUCACAACCUGUUAUUGCCUAACUGUUUUACUCUUUACGUGUGCCUGUAUCUUAUUUUAUUGUUGUUUUAACAUUAAAUGCUAAUAACAUUUUUAACUGAAAAUGCAGUAACAGAUCUAUUCCAAAUUUUUUUCUUAAGUUUGGCUUCUUGCGUCAAUUUUUCCGUAACUUUGGAUCUUGUUUCACAUUUAUCUUUUGCCUGUGUAUAAAAAUCAACAAAAUAUGUCAUAAUUAUUGUGAAAUCUGAAUUAGGGAGUUGUAUCAGUUUUGUUAAUAAUUAGGAUAAAUGAAAUUUUAUUAUGGAGGCCUCAGUAAGAAUAUAUUGUGUAGCCACAUUUUGAAAAACUACAUUUUUGUUUAGCAUGUGAAUGCUGAACAUACUGUAGUCUUCUUUCACGCAUCAUACAUUUUACUGUAAUAUUUCUCAUACUUAACUUUCUGGCUUCCCAGCAUAAAUUUUUAUCAUAUCUGAUAAAUUUCUCAUCGUGUGUGUUUCCAGUGUGUUUUGACAAGUGGACAUGUUAACUAAUGCUCACAAUGUAAGAAAUAUCAGAUAGUACAAAUGUUAACGCAGUAAAGGAUGAUCUCGGAUAAAAA
Messenger RNA from Macrobrachium nipponense, 8885 nucleotides. Its product is annotated as zinc finger protein 341-like. Gene Ontology annotation, molecular function: RNA polymerase II cis-regulatory region sequence-specific DNA binding; DNA-binding transcription factor activity, RNA polymerase II-specific. Bases 469 to 3351 code for a protein of 960 amino acids. The transcript has 14 exons. The record is from RefSeq and is a predicted model, not a curated record. Gene Ontology annotation, biological process: regulation of DNA-templated transcription. Lineage: Eukaryota; Metazoa; Arthropoda; Malacostraca; Decapoda; Palaemonidae.